Molecule: messenger RNA, 1750 nt
Organism: Diachasma alloeum
Lineage: Eukaryota; Metazoa; Arthropoda; Insecta; Hymenoptera; Braconidae
Gene: BHD
Product: folliculin
Exons: 7
Coding region: 110-1567 (485 amino acids)
Biological process (GO): positive regulation of GTPase activity; positive regulation of TORC1 signaling; negative regulation of transcription by RNA polymerase II
Cellular component (GO): cytosol
Molecular function (GO): GTPase activator activity
Source: RefSeq, a predicted model, not a curated record
CGACAGGGUGGGGGAAUGAGCUGAGGUGUAGUUUUGUUUAUAGGUUAGGUGCCGAGGAAUGACAAAUAGGUCGUCUCGAUGAGAAAGAAACGUAGAAAAUAUCGUGAAAAUGAACGCAGUUAUUGGGAUGUGCACAUUCUGUGAGGUGCAUGGACCGAGGGUCAUAUUUACGACGCAAACUUACAAAACUUACGACAAAGAUGAUAAAGAGAGCAGGAAGUUGAAGUUUUAUGGACCCAGAGAGAUUCUAGAGGAGACUGACAGGAGAAGGUUGACAGGUGCUGGAGGUCAGAGGAAGGAGUGCGAUGGAUGUGAGAGCCUAGGGAAUGUUAAGUACUUGAGCAAUGAUCAUGAGAGCAGAACGUCAUUCGUGUCUGCCAGACAGCCACUGACUGCGGACGUUACUAAUCUGCUUGCACAUGCUUGCAUCAGAAGCUUGAGCUGCGAACUUCAUCUGGGAAAAAAUGGAGUUUGUUAUUUUGGGGAUGAGGCGCGAGGUCAUGUGCUUAGUCAUGCCUUUACUCUGAAAGAUGCACAGGCUAGAGGUAUACGAAGAUCAUGCAGUUUCAUUGUUUUUAUGAAGGACAAACAAUUCUUGCUCAAUAUGUGGCCUUUUUUUGUGGAUAAUCUUCGGCAAGUUAUUAAAGAGCUUCAGGACUUUGCUGAGAAGAAGUAUAAUGCUGAUGAGAAAGCUAAUCCCCAAAGAGCUGCCAGACUAUCCUCAGCGAAUGGGGGACUACAUGCUAAGCGAGAAACUGCCAGAGGCAUGCCUAGGGGUUUGCCAGAAAUUACUAAUGAGAAACACAUUUUCGUUAGAAUCCACAUGUGGCUGGUCUGGAUCUUAAGUGCAGGUGCUCGACACUUCGUUGAGUCCUCAGCAACACUCGACAGUGCACUAUCAGGAUUUCUCAUCAGAUAUCAAGAUUUUACUGAAAAUCCCGAAUUUUCUGAGAUCUCAAAGAAAAAAUUUGUUACUACGAUUCUACGAGAAAUUUCACAGCAAAUGUCGAGGGAACACUUCAGACAACUUCUGUUUGCGUGUCUCACUGGGAUUCAGAUCGUUGUGAGAGGUCCAGAUAGCCAGGCACGAGAGAUUCUUUAUGCUUUGAGCUCUCUGAUUCCAAAGUCCUGCAGGAGGAUCCAAAUCGGCGCAGAGGAAUAUAAAGACAUUAAAGAAUGCAAUUUCCUGGGUGUUGAUACUCUCGUAGCCGUUCCAGUCCCGUCUCCCCAUAUCUGCAGACUCGACAUAAUCCCUGACGAGCACAAAACCACACACCCACGAUCUCCAAUUCUGAGGUGGACAGGAGAAUUGCCCCAAAAAUUGCCAACACUUGUGACUAAACUCGAAAAAUAUAUUUACAAUGAGAAACUCGAGCACAAUGUAUUACGAGCACAAUUUAUUGCUCUCCAGGAGGAAUGGGCGAAUAUCGCUAAAAUUGUGCAUGCAAUGCGAGGACGCGGCCACCAGGGCGAUCUCUCUGGUCUCAUCAUGAGUUUAGGUGCUGACAAACACGAUCUAGGACUGAUUGAUUCUUGGUCGAUGGGUCUUCCCUCAAAUCCUGCGUGAACUGAUGAAUAUAUAUAAAUUUUUUUCGUUUCUAUUCAUUCUUUUUUUUUAAUUUGGUUGUAAUUAUUUAUUGAAGAAAAAUAUGAUUUAAGAAUUGAGAAGGCAAAUUGUGCGAGCUUGUUAAUACUUUUUCUCACGUUGAUGCACACGUUGGAACUCUUGAUUAAAGUUGGUUUUAAAAAA